AUGGACAUCACGCGCCAGCCGGAAGCCUCGCUUGGCGACGCGCUGGAUGCCAUGAUAGUGAACACGGUCGACUACCAAAAAGGGAAAUGGCUCGGUGUCAUUAUGCCAGCUUUGCGCAUUUUCCACUCGCUCUUUGGUCACUCAGAUGUGCCGGAGGAGUUUGUGGUGCCACGUUCGAACGCACGAUGGCCGCGAGUCACGUGGGGGCUCUGUUUGGGCCAGUUUAUCCGUAAGAGCAACGACGUCAAGCGAUAUUAUGGUGUAGAGGUAGCUGCGUCGGAACGUGAAUUGCAGAAGUUGGGGUUCACGUGGACGGUGACGAACGCCAUCGAUCGAUCAUGGAAGCACCAGGUUUUGCCCGCACUGCGUGUUUUCUACCAAGAACACGGUCACUGCAACGUCAAGGAUGAUUUCGUGGUCCCGGUGGGAAAGCCGUGGCCCUACGAUGCUUACGGGCUACAUCUUGGAGAUGUAGUCAAGCAGAUUCGAGCGGAACAGAAGUAUGCAGCUCAAGCCAGGGCGGACAGUGACGCACUAGAGAAGUUGGGGUUCUUGUGGGGUCCGAGAGACAUGGAGUGGCAGGAGUGCAUUUUGCCAGCGCUGGUCACAUUCGCUGAUGAGUUUGGAGACGCCGAGUCCAUGACGUCAGGUUUUGUCGUUCCGUCGAAGGUGCCUUGGCCGAAGCAGACCUGGGGACUAGAGCUUGGGAUGUUUAUGAAUGACUCUCAGUGGCGAGAACAGUACUUUGUGCAGAUUACUCGUGAUGCGCACGUACUGAAGGAUUUGGGCUUCGAGGUUCGUCUUUCGGACUUGACCUGGAAGCGACAGAUUGAUCCAUUGCUGAAGAUUUACUCGGUGGUAUACCCAGGCAAGCUGACGCUUCCUGAAGAUUUCGUCAUUCCACAUAAGCACCCGUGGCCUAAGGUCAUGUGGGGCUUGGAACUGGGUAAAAUUGGCACGCAAAAUGCCCACCGCAUGGCUGAUGUGGCGAAAGAAUGGGAACAGCAUGGGAGUUUGCUGAGUACAGUGCCGCUCGUAUCGGGGAACAGAGAUCAACUGUGGAGGACCAAGAUUUAUCCUGCUUUGGCGACAUUUGUGAAAGUGUUCGGACAUUGCCGCGUUGCAGAGCAUUUUAAAGUUCCGUCUGAACAUCCUUGGCCAACUCUGACCUGGGGUUUGCGGCUGGGAGUAGAGAUUGCACUCUAUUCGAAUAGUGGCACUUACUUUCAGCAAAUCGGACGUGACGCAGACCUGUUGGAUGCAUGGGGUAUUUCUUUCAAGCUAUUGGGGACUCCCUGGAAACGGUAUGGUGCUCCGCUAUUAAAGACGUUUUCGGCAUUACAUCCGUCUACGGUAGUACCUGACACCUUCGUCAUUCCACCCGAAGCGCCAUGGCGGAAGAAAGUCUGGGGUAUCCACUUAGGAAAGAUUGUACGCUGGAAUGCCCAACACAUGACUGACAUCGAGUAUGGCUGGAGGAUGGAAGUACUGACCGCUGUCGAAGUUCACCGGAAGAUGGGUGGAAAAGUACCGAUUCGGGGCACGGUGGUAGUUCCGUUUCACUUUCCCUGGCCAGCGAGGACAUGGGGAAUGAACCUAGCGGAGAUUCUGCACCGUUUCCGUACUGGCGCGUGCUAUGACGGGCACGUCGCCAUGGCCAGGACUCCACUGAAAACCUUUUUCCGUCACCAACGAGAUGAGGCAUGGGAAAUUGUCUUCACAGCUUUGAAGGUCUUUUCAAACCACUUUGGGCAUUGCAACAUCCCACCCCACUUUAUAUUUCCUGGCGAACCCCCGUGGCCGGAAACUGUCUGGAAUUUACAGCUGGGACAAAUUGUUGAGAAGAUGAAGACGCUGGGCAACUUUUUUUCGUACAUUGGACGAUGUGCGAAUUAUCUGAACCAGAUCGGCUUUGUACUUGCGCUAUCCAAUGCAGUGUGGGAGAAAAAGGUUGUUCCGCUUAUUGCGACUUUUGCCAACCUUCACCCCCGAGAUACAAUUCCAUGGGGAUCUAAGUGGGGUUUCACUAUACCACCAAAGGAACCGUGGCCUACGAACGUAUGGGGGGUAAAUCUUGGAAUGAUCGUGCGGUGGAACUUGAUUCAGUUGGAGACGAUCGAGCACGAUUGGAAGGGGCAAGUAAUGCAUGCCAACGGGAUUUACCAUUUCGAGAAUCGAAACAGGAUCUUACGUGAUGACUUUGUAGUCCCUGCACGGUCUCCGUGGCCUUACAAGACCUGGGGCAGAGACCUUCGGCACAUCAUCACUUGCGUACAGGUAGGACAGCCGUACGGCGGGCAUUUGGCUCUUGCUGACCCUCAUGUGAGCGAGUCUUGUGUUACCCCGUGCGGCGAGACCAAAGAGUGGAAGAUGGUUAUUUUCCCCGCACUACAGACGUUUGCUACAGUAUUCGGACACUGCUCGAUUUCGGAUGGUUUUGUUGUUCCAUCAGAGUUUCCGUGGCCCACGAAGACGUUUGGGCUGCAACUGGGAAGUGUCGUCUCGGACAUGGAGAAGCACGGAUUGUACUUUGCUGAGGUUGGGCUCCAUGCUGAUCGACUAGAGGCUUUUGGCUUCCGAUACAACUUAGCAGACGAAGCAUGGAAGGAGCACGUGGCACCAUUGCUGAAGACGUAUGCUACCCGAUUUCCGCAUGAGAUUAUACCUGAGAAUUUUGUCGUGCCACCAGAGCCGUCGUGGCCACAAAAGCUUUGGGGCGUGAAACUGGGCAAAGUUGUGUCGUGGUCCUCCCAGUUCGUUUGGAACCGCAAGCAAACGCGAUGGGAAAAGCGCAAAAUGCCGCAGUACAUCAGUACAGCAAACGGCUAUGGGUGCUGUAGGGUACCACCUAGUUUUAAAGUCCCCUGUGAGCUUCCGUGGCCCAAGCACAUGUGGGGUUUGCGAAUGAGAAGCUUUCUUCAACCGAUGGACGAGGGCGCCGGCAACUGUCUGUAUAGCAGCCUGCACCGUGCUUUGAUGGACGAGGAAGAAUUCGGGUUCUUCUUCAAACUAUCGAUAGAGAAGAUAGUGGGCGGGGAGGCUGAACGCAAAGAGCUAAAAGCGGAUACGAAGCGAUCAAUUUUGGAUGGACAAAAAUGCUGGUUAGGCAAACGUUCACUGGCUGAUGUCACCUGUUGCAAAUAG
Hyaloperonospora brassicae is the source of this 3144-nucleotide messenger RNA. NCBI's taxonomy places the organism in Eukaryota, Oomycota, Peronosporomycetes, Peronosporales, Peronosporaceae. The record is from the annotation of a GenBank genome assembly.